Messenger RNA from Ictalurus punctatus (channel catfish), 3496 nucleotides. It is a transcript of the gene mnx2b, whose product is annotated as motor neuron and pancreas homeobox 2b. Gene Ontology annotation, biological process: neuron projection morphogenesis; spinal cord motor neuron cell fate specification; endocrine pancreas development. The coding region runs from base 164 to 883 and encodes 239 amino acids. Gene Ontology annotation, cellular component: nucleus. The transcript has 3 exons. The record is from RefSeq and is a predicted model, not a curated record. Gene Ontology annotation, molecular function: sequence-specific double-stranded DNA binding; DNA-binding transcription factor activity, RNA polymerase II-specific. NCBI's taxonomy places the organism in Eukaryota, Metazoa, Chordata, Actinopteri, Siluriformes, Ictaluridae.
UUUUUAAAACGUUUCAGUGAGUUUAUAAAACGGAUAUAUAUAUAUAUGAAUGGAAUAACGGCGUGAAGGCUUGCUUUCUUUUCGUGAAAUAAUAAUAAUAUUCUGAUUUUUUUUAACGCGCUUCUUAUGCGCGCGCUGCUCAGCUGUCUAAAAUUCCGUCUCCAUGGAGAAAUCCACGAACUUCCGCAUCGAGGCUCUGCUUGCAGAGCGCGUGCCGUGUGAAGCUCCGCCCCCAAGUGCUGUCCCGGUUCUGGGGGCUCGAGCAGGUCCGCUCCCGGUGCAGUCCCCCGGUGUGUACACGAGCGCGCCGCUGUUCUCCGCACUGCCCGCGCUUCACUACACCGGAAUCCCGCACAUCAGCCCCGCGUACGAGCAGUGGAUCCGCGCGAGCCUGCUACUUCCACGACUCCACCCAUACACCGCGUCUCCUCAGUCGGUGUUGAUGGGAAAAUGUCGCAGGCCGCGCACAGCAUUCACCAGCCAGCAGCUCCUCGAGCUGGAGAAACAGUUUAAACUCAACAAAUAUCUCUCACGGCCCAAACGCUUCGAAGUCGCCACGUCGCUAAUGCUAACAGAGACGCAGGUGAAGAUCUGGUUCCAAAACCGCAGGAUGAAGUGGAAACGAAGUCGUAAAGCCAAGGAACAAGUGGACACAGCCCGAGAGCACAAAAUAACCAAUGAGAAUCCAGCGUCGGAGCCUGACGGGGCGGGGCUUGGGAAGCAGGACGUGGAGGAGGAAGAAGAUGUGGACGACGAAUACGGCUUCAACACAGACACGCAUCAUUCGGACUUUUUGCAGAAAGACGUCAAUGUACGAUACGCUUCCGAAGACGAGGUGGAUGGAACGAAAGGCGGGGACAGAAAGAUGGGGGCGGGGUUAUAAGGAACCAGUCACAGACAAGGUUGAGCCUCGGAAACGUGGAGGUGACUUGACGAGAGGUGCAUUUUAAGCAUCCUGGCUAAAGAUACUGUGAAAUACUGAACGCUUCAUGAACUGAUUUUAAUGUUACACCGGAGUACCCGAACACUCGCUAAACACUGAGCGCAGCCUUUAGAUUUCCCAGUUCUUAUACAGGCUUCACACUAAACAACACCAAACAACAACAACACCACCACUGAGGCCAGUUAGUGUAGCUUUAAGCCCGUGUAUGGUGUACAGUGGCCGGUAAAUGCACAACACAUUAACGAUGCAAAAAAUUGCAACAGCGAAACCAAAAAAACACAAAAUAUCGCAUUCUGAAAGACGGAAACAAAACCACAAAUACAACACAAUAACAAAACAAAAACAGAAAAGCAAACAAAACCAGUGACACAACAGGGAAUUUGGAGACAGCAACAACAGAAACACAAAAACAAAGAAGAAAACAACAACAAAACCAUCCAUCCAUCCAUUUUCUAUCAUGCUUAUCCUACCAGGUCACAGGGAACCUGGAGCCUAUCCCAGGGAGCAUCAGGCACAAGGCGGGGUACACCCUGGACGGGGUGCCAAUCCAUUGCAUGGCACAAUCACAUACACUCUCAUACACUACGGACACCUACCAUGCAUGUCUUUAGACUGGGGAGGAAACCGGAGUGCCCAGAGGAAACCCCUGCAGCACGGGGAGAACACACAACCCUGGACGUGUGAGACGAACGUGCUUACCACUAAGGCCUUGUUUACACUAGUUUUCGUUUUAAAACUCAUAACUGUUGCUACGAUUACGCCUGUCAUCUACACUACUCCGGCAUUGUCAACCCUCGAUAGUGGAGACUUUCGGAAACGCCGAAGACCCUGUUUUGGUUUGGCGUGGCUUCGCCCACAUUCGCUUCCUGAUUGAGUCUUCUGGAUUAUCGCGUAUCUUUCCCUGAUUCGUCAAGCCCCUACUGUAUGACCGUUACGCUACCUCGAUCGUAUACACAACAACACGUAGACUGAACUGCUGGCUUUGUCGUCAUUCUCAGCAGCCGUUGUGCAGUUAAAAUCUGUAUUUUAUAAUACUGCAGCUGCCUACACGUGCAAGAGGCCAGCUAUGAUUAGAGCAAUCGGCAACAAAUCUCAUUUCAAGUGGCGUAAGCCCUACACGGAACGCCAACUUCUUGCUUACAAUUGUAUGUGCAAUGCCCAGUGUGUGCGAAUGGUCACGUGACACACGUAUUCAGUCGUGUAGUGUGGACGGAGCCCAACAGCAAAACCACAACAACAAUACCAAAAACACACAGCAGUGAAUUUGAAAACACAACUAUAAACAGCAAACCCUGCAAUGGAUUGGAACCCCAUCCAGGGUGUACCCCGCCUUGUACCCCAUGCUCCCUGUGGAAAGCUCCAGAUUCCCCAUGACCCAGUAGGCUAAACGGUAUAGAAGAUGGAUGGAUGGAAUAAUAAACAGCAAAUUAAAAAAAAACACACACACACAACACCAAAGCUAAAAACACAAAAAGACACUUUGAAAGCAAAACCAAAAAUCUAACAGUGAGUUUAGGAAUAAACUAAUAAAUAACAACAAAAAAAAGAACCGCAGCACUGAAAUCCAGAAACACAGCAGCAUUUUCAGAAACUGCUAAAGUCGCUAGGCUAAAACUAGAUAACAGACUGAACUGUGUUUUGCAUUUACGGGCCAUCGGUCCUAUAAGGUUCUGUUACAGGCCCACUUGUUCUCCCUAAACAUAAUGUAGGCUUUUACUUCUAACAUUAAUUUAUAAAAAAAAAAAAAAAAAAAAACUUAUGUAGUGCGGUGGGAUUGAGCAGCACAGAUAUGGAAACAAAAUCUUGACACAACAGAAAUUUCCUUCUCGGAAAUUCAGAUCAAUUUAAAAUACCAAUGUUGGGUGCUAACCUGUGAAACUAAAAGCUGCAGCUAAGAACCAGAUGUUCUAUCAUUCCAGAUUUUGUUAACCAGCUAGCUAGCUAUAAAUACGAUGUAAAAAAAAAUAAAAAAAAUAAAAUCCUGUCAGGCUAUGUGAUGUUAGCUAGCUGGCAAUUUUUUUUGUUGAAUUCUCAAACAGAUGUAGUACAACACGUAGUAUUAUAUUUGGAAGUAGCAUCAUUUAUUUGUAAAGAUUCCGAUUUUUUUGCUUGUUAAUUUACAAAAGCAGAGCUUUAUAAAUGCUACAUAAUAUGUGCUAAUGCUACAGUUUAUACAAUUAGCAGCAGGUCUAUGAAAACAUUUCAAAUUCUGAAGCGAAUUACGGAACAUUUGAAAUCGGGACAAAGAAGUGCAGUACACUCGCAAAGUUCAUCAUAUUUCAUCGUUUCUUCAGCUCGAUGUAGCACUUAGCAUAAAAUUACACAAUAUAAUAAUUUAGCGACAUUUGCUAAGCUAUGUUUAUUCCAAACUCAUAAUCAACAGAAGAUCCACAGCAACACGCAGCAUGGUGCGCUAAAACGCCAGAUAACACUGACCCUCUGUUUGGGUUUUUUAAAUCAAAUCUUUUUCGACCUGGAUGUUAUUUAAACAUGUUAAGGUCUAAUUUAUUGAACUAGAGGCCAAAAGAAACAAAAGUUGUAAACAACAUAAAA